Molecule: messenger RNA, 1254 nt
Organism: Necator americanus (New World hookworm)
Lineage: Eukaryota; Metazoa; Nematoda; Chromadorea; Rhabditida; Ancylostomatidae
Exons: 11
Coding region: 1-1254 (417 amino acids)
Cellular component (GO): mitochondrion
Molecular function (GO): 2 iron, 2 sulfur cluster binding
Source: RefSeq, a predicted model, not a curated record
AUGGAUGCCACACGCAAUACCGUCAUGAAUGUAUGCCCGGUUUGUGAUGUAGACAAGGGUAAAAAAAUCCAGAGGCACCUAGCAGAAGUCCAUGGAUAUUCACAAGAGCAAAUAGCGGAAUUUAAGACUGAGAAAAAGAACCGGAAAAUUGGCGCCUCAGGAAAGAAAGUAUAUAACUGUGAGUACUGUGAUGCGGGAUUCAACAGUAUUAGUGGGCUGACCCGACAUAGAACCACAAAGCAUGCUGACGAGUAUUCACCACCAACUAUCCUGUGUCCCAUAUGCAGAGAGACCGUCAGAAGUCACCGUGAGCUCGCAGAGCAUGCCCAUCAGCAGCAUGCUGAAGACUCAGACGAAUUUGUAGUGGAAACAGUCGCUUUCCAGAAUGUAGAAGAUUAUCAGGUAACGGAAAGAAUUGAUGGUGUGACAGUCGAGCACUGUCUCACUCAUCUCGGACAUGAAGGCCGUCCAUCUCAGUUGAGACUGGAUGAGAGUGCUGAAAAGUGUGUGGUCUCGCUGUUAAAGGAUGGUCUCACUGUCCAGCGAGUAUACUGUGGGCAGCAGCACCUUGUCGUUGUUGUUGGUCCUGGGACCUGGGAAGUGAAGGACAAUGGAAGGUCAUAUUGCGUGGAAGAACAAUAUUGUCCAUGCGAUGAGCAACUUGAAGACUCCAGCGUCGUUGUUCCGCCGCAGUCAAGACCAACCUACGUGGAGGCUGCAAAAUGCAUUGAUUCUGAAGACAUACUAUCGAGAAUUGCUACAACUGGCUCCAAGUACGGCGCCAUGCACAGGAGUGUACUCUCCCGAUUCUCAGCGCCACAGUAUGUUCACGUUGUGCGAUUCAAAGCCAAGGGUGUUGCGAUAACCAAUCCGUCAGCUGAUUUUCUGCCGUAUAAAGGUGUACCUGCCACAAACAAGCCCAUCAAGGUCAAUCUGGAAUCUGGCAAAACUUAUUCCUGGUGUGCUUGUGGACUCAGCCGCACUCAGCCAUUUUGCGAUGGCACUCACAGAAACGAAGGCCUCACUACUGUUCGUCCAGUAAGGUUCCAGGUAGAAAAAACUGGUGACUACAUCAUGUGCAACUGCAAGCAAACAGAGUCCAGGCCAAUAUGUGAUGGAUACCAUAAGCAAGUAAGCGGUGCUCCCAAAGAUCUACAUGCUACUCGUUUUGUCACUUUUGGUGACAAUUCGCCCGUGUAUGAUGGAGUUGCCCGCAAACUUGGUUACAAGCCGAAGAAUGGUGGCUUCCAGUAG